AUGGCCGAACUUGCCGAGGACAAGUCCCUGGGGCUCACUUACGCGUCUCACCAAUACGGGACAUACAGCCGCCAGAAACUAGGUGUAUGGCGCUUUGCUGAUCGUCCAGACCAGAAAUCUGGCUACUGGGUAGUGUUUAUUCACGGAGGCGGUUGGAGAGAUCCUCGCCACGAUGAGCGCGAUUUCAAUGAGACUGUCAAACGCAUUGUGAUCUCUGGAGCUGUUGCAACUUUGGAUAUCGCCGGUUUCAUUAGUAUCGACUACCGCCUAUCGCCCCAUCCAGACUUCCCCGAGGAAAAUGCCAAUGCAAAGCACCCGGAUCACUUAGAAGAUGUCUGGUCGGCUUUGAACUAUCUACAGGGCAAGUAUGAACUAUCUGAUAACUACAUCCUGAUAGGCCACUCGGUUGGCGCAACCCUUGCGUUCCAAGUUCUGAUGGGUGAUGAUGUCUUGGCCUCUCACCCCGAGGCACCUCUACCCACUGCCAUCAUCGGAGUUUCAGGUAUCUACGAUAUUGGUGGUCUCAACGACCGUUUCAACGGACAGUACGCUGGGUUUAUCCAAGGAGCACUCGGCGAAGACAAGUCUGUUUGGGAAAAGGCCUCACCAGCCAAGUUUGCUUCAAGCUUUAAAGACAAGUGGGCAAAUGGGAAAUUCGUCAUGCUUGCCUGGUCGUCCGAAGAUACUCUGAUUGAUGAACCGGAGAUUGACAACAUGACGACACUUUUAACCAAACAAGGUCUUAAAUUGGAGGUCAACAAGGACCUUAGAGGCGAACAUGACUUUUUGUGGCAGGACGGUAGCCAAAUCGCCCGAAUGGUUAUCACAACUCUUCACCAUUUGCUCAGGUCGUAA
Fusarium sp. VM40 is the source of this 855-nucleotide messenger RNA. NCBI's taxonomy places the organism in Eukaryota, Fungi, Ascomycota, Sordariomycetes, Hypocreales, Nectriaceae. The record is from the annotation of a GenBank genome assembly.